AAUUUUAGUUGAAUUUUGUGAGCCAUAGAGAAAUGUUUUCCCAAAGACCAUAUUGGAUUUUGACCCUUGUGGUCCUCUUGGCCAUCGACAAUUGCUGUGGUGUGGUUGUUAGCGAUGCAGAAUGGAAUAACUAUAAGCUAAAGUUUGGCAAAACUUAUGACAAUGCCGUCGCCGAAAAUAAUGCCCGCUUCUAUUAUGCCUACAAUGUCAAUUGGAUGUCGACACACAAUAGCCAAUACGACCGAGGUCUGAAAACCUUUAAAUUACGCCCAAAUCAAUUCACCGAUAUGCGACUGAUACACUUUAAUGCCAUGUUCCCAGUGGCGACAGCACCAACAACCACGAAUGCCUCGCCGCCUCCAAAUGUAAACAUCGUACCACCCAGCUAUGAUCCUUCGAUAAAUUUUGGUUACACAAUUCAUGCCGAAGAUCAGGGUUUGAAAUGCAACAGCGGCUGGUCCUAUUCUGCCGUCAAGGCAAUUGAAAUUCUCAAUGCCAUCCAGACAGGCAACACUGUCCCCACACCUUUGUCCGCUCAACAGCUCAUUGAUUGUGCUGGCCGUACAACGGCUUGUACAAAGCAAGUACCACAAACCGUAUUCGAUUAUUUGAAGAUGUAUGACAUGCCGCUGCUCCUCGAAUCGGAAUACAAAAAUAAUAACUCUCAAAGUGAAGCUGGCAUGUGUUUAGUUCGAGGAAAUGUGGGAGUGCGUGUUUCCCAAUACUCUAUGCUCACAGCGGAUGAUGAUGAAGCUUUGAAAAAAUAUGUUGGCUCCGGAUUUCCAGUGAUUGUUGAGAUCAAUCCAACCUCCUUUGAAUUUAUGCAUUAUUCCGAGGGCAUCUAUGAACCGCCCGUGACCGGAACUAGGGGUUCACAUUUUAUGACGGUAAUCGGUUAUGGAACUGAUAAGGCCAGUGGUUUGGAUUAUUGGUUACUCCUGAAUUCCUUUGACACCACAUGGGGUGAACGAGGAUUUUUACGGCUACGCAGAUCGUCAACCAUCAAGUUGGCCAAAAAUGCCAUUUUCCCAACUGUUUUGGGUUGAUAGUUUAAAAUAAUGAAAGAA
This is a messenger RNA of Musca domestica (house fly), 1067 nucleotides long. RefSeq lists its product as uncharacterized. Gene Ontology annotation, cellular component: lysosome. Gene Ontology annotation, molecular function: cysteine-type endopeptidase activity. The record is from RefSeq and is a predicted model, not a curated record. The transcript is spliced from 2 exons. NCBI's taxonomy places the organism in Eukaryota, Metazoa, Arthropoda, Insecta, Diptera, Muscidae. Bases 33 to 1046 code for a protein of 337 amino acids.